Messenger RNA from Gigantopelta aegis, 857 nucleotides. RefSeq names its product galectin-related protein B-like. Lineage: Eukaryota; Metazoa; Mollusca; Gastropoda; Neomphalida; Peltospiridae. The record is from RefSeq and is a predicted model, not a curated record. The transcript is spliced from 5 exons. The coding region runs from base 80 to 829 and encodes 249 amino acids. Gene Ontology annotation, molecular function: carbohydrate binding.
CGGGAUCCCAAAAGCUGUAACUGGAAUUAGUGUGAAACACACUGCCACUACGUACCAGUCUGUUGUUAAUCACUCGUGUAUGACGGGCUAUAACUACGUGAGUGGAUCCAACACUUCAACAUGCCAGGCUAGUGGACUGUGGACUGAUCCGAGGUUAAACUGUACAACUACAAUCAUGUGCAAAUCGCCUCCAACUCUCUUGAACGCGAACGCUGCCUACAGUUCGGUGAACUUGUACAGCGUGGCGAGUUACAGCUGUGUGGCGGAUCACCAAUUCUUUGGAAGCAGUAACAAGAGUGCGUGUGAGAUGUCGCGUUCCUGGAGCGGUCUAAACGGUACCUGCGAGCGAGUCGCCUUCUACAAGCUAUUGCUGCCUUUUUAUGGUUCGGUACCUGGAACAGUCCAAACUGGCUGGAAGAUGGAAGUGAUAGGUGAACCUCUAGAUGUAGAAAGGAUGACCAUUGAACUACGAUAUCAGGAUGAUUACAAAGCAAUCCAGUUCGACGUCCGAUUCAGGUUUGGGCUGUUCUUGAAGGCUGUGGCUCGAAACUCGUUCACUGCUGAAGGCUGGGGCCCAGAAGAGAGCUUCCAGCAGUACUUUCCAUUCGCUGUAGGACGAGAGUUCAAUCUAACCUUCGUGGUGACUUCAUCCGGUUUUGAUAUCUACGUAGACGAAGUAUAUUUCGUUAGUCGACAGCACUAUGUCGAACCGAGCUUGAUUGAUGAAGUGGUUGUACUCAGAGGUGCCGACGUGGAGUCUGUUAAAUUAUUUUACUACUCACCCGCUGAUGAGGUCACCCCACCGUUUCCACUGUUCAGUGUGAAAUAGGUGAUCAUCACAAAUCCUUACAUGACAG